CUGAGUCCAUUGCUUCGACAAACCCUCUCCUGCGCAACAACCAAGCACCCGCAGCCACCAUGAGCGACACCAAUGGCAAGGCUCCAGUCAAUGGCGCCAGCAGUGCGGCAUCGCAUGCCCAAGAGCCCAUCAUCAAGGUCCAGCCACCGCGACGAGAGGACCUCCAGCCCAGCUAUGCUCGGGUCAUCCAGCCUGACGAUGCCGACGCCGAUACCAACGGAUGGUAUGGCGGUAUGAUCAACACGCUUGGCAGCUGCAUUGGCACUCUAGGAGCGAUUCCCUGCUGCAUCAUCUGCCCGAAUCCAUACAAGCCCGUCAACCAGGGCAACGUGGGGCUCGUCACCAAGUUCGGACGCUUUGCCCGCGCCGUGGAUCCCGGUCUCGUCUAUGUGAACCCGCUGUCGGAGCAGCUCACCCAGGUCGACAUCAAGGUGCAGAUUGUCGAGGUGCCCAAGCAGGUCUGCAUGACAAAGGACAAUGUCUCGCUGCAGCUGACGUCGGUCAUUUACUACCGCAUUACGUCGCCGCACAAGGCCGCCUUUAGCAUCAGCAACAUCCGCCAGGCGCUUGUCGAGCGCACCCAGACGACACUGCGUCAUGUUGUUGGUGCGCGUGUCUUGCAGGACGUGAUUGAGCGCCGAGAGGAGAUUGCCCAGUCGAUUCGUGAGAUUAUCGAGGAGCCUGCGCUUGGCUGGGGUGUCGAGGUCGAGUCCAUGCUCGUCAAGGACAUCAUCUUUAGCCAGGAACUCCAGGACUCGCUGUCCAUGGCUGCCCAGAGCAAGCGUACCGGUGAAGCCAAGGUGAUUGCUGCGCGAGCCGAAGUCGAAGCCGCAAAGUUGAUGAGGCAAGCUGCCGAUAUCUUGUCUUCUGCCCCCGCCAUGCAGAUCCGCUAUCUCGAAGCCAUGCAGUCCAUGGCCAAGAGCGCAAACUCCAAAGUCAUCUUCCUGCCUGCCCAGAACCAAACGGUGCAGAGUGCCCUGGCUCAAGCAGACGCUGCAGGCGAAGGCCCCAGCUCUCACGGUGUCUCGAGCAACUCCCUGGGCGUCCACAGCUCCGCCGCCCACGAAUACGGUGCCAAUGACGCGGGCUUCCAGAGCGCCAUCAACUCGCAUGUCAUCCAGAACAUGUAGAGGAAUGAAUCACUCCAACUUUUCCAUGAUAUAUCAAGUUUGAUCAACUUUGGAAACAACGUCUCUCAAAGGACAUGGGUACUUGGAACUCCACAUUCCGAUAUUCCACUACUUCAAUUUAGCCCUCCCCCCCCUUCCCCUCCCGCUCCUAAUCACCCACCCUCUGUUUUAUCUAUAUAUACACAGUAACGGUUUCAAGUUACGCGCGACGCAGGAGAGAGACAGAAAGAGAGACAGAAAGAGAGAGAAAGAGAUGAUGGAUGACGUGGCCCAUGAUGGUGGCCUGCUUGACUGGACGCGCGGCUUUCUCUUUCUUCUUUCUGUUUUGAGCGGUUACAUCACCUUAUCAUCACUUUUUUUUCUUUCUUUUCGUUUUGGACUUAAC
This is a messenger RNA of Exserohilum turcica Et28A, 1515 nucleotides long. RefSeq lists its product as uncharacterized. Lineage: Eukaryota; Fungi; Ascomycota; Dothideomycetes; Pleosporales; Pleosporaceae. Gene Ontology annotation, cellular component: plasma membrane. The transcript is spliced from 3 exons. Bases 60 to 1130 code for a protein of 356 amino acids. The record is from RefSeq and is a predicted model, not a curated record.